GAAGGGCCUGUACGGGCCUCCGUAGGCCGUCUCCCGUCGACCUCCUCUGUCAUUGGUUGAGAGCGAGGUGGGCGGGUCGCCCCGGAGCCCGAGGAAGAAGGCGGCGGCGGCGGUGGUGACUGAGCGCAGCCCUGUGACAGGAUGGCUGGGCACAGAUUGGUGUUGGUAUUAGGAGACCUGCACAUCCCACACCGGUGCAACAGUUUGCCGGCUAAAUUCAAAAAACUGCUGGUGCCAGGAAAGAUUCAGCACAUUCUCUGUACUGGAAACCUUUGCACCAAAGAGAGUUAUGACUAUCUCAAGACUCUGGCCGGUGAUGUUCAUAUUGUGAGAGGAGACUUCGAUGAGAAUCUGAAUUAUCCAGAACAGAAAGUUGUGACUGUUGGGCAGUUCAAAAUUGGUUUGAUCCAUGGGCAUCAAGUUAUUCCUUGGGGAGACAUGGCCAGCUUAGCCCUGUUGCAGAGGCAGUUUGAUGUGGACAUUCUUAUCUCGGGACACACACACAAAUUUGAAGCAUUUGAGCAUGAAAAUAAAUUUUACAUUAAUCCAGGUUCUGCCACUGGAGCAUAUAAUGCCUUGGAAACAAACAUUAUUCCUUCAUUUGUGUUGAUGGAUAUCCAGGCUUCUACAGUUGUCACUUAUGUGUAUCAGCUAAUUGGAGAUGAUGUGAAAGUAGAACGAAUUGAAUACAAAAAAUCUUAAAAGCCAGGCCUAUCUUGCUGGGUUUUUUUUUUCAUUCCCUGUUCAAAUCAAGUAAUUAAACAUUUAUGAGCCACAGAAUUGUAUCACUUUUAUAAUAUUUUGCAGUAAAAUAUAAUAUCUUCUGUUAAUACAGUGUUCCAAGCUUCUUAUAAACUGUUAAGAAUAUAUUCCGUUCCCAUAUAUGAUUUAUAUGAAAAAAUGUCCACCACCCAGUAAAUGGUCACGUGUUAAGAAAAAUUUAUCCUUGUAAAUAUCUUCAAAGUUGAUAUUUGGAACUUUAUUACAAAAGUAGUGCAUGAGGAAAAAGAAUCUAGACUUUCUUGUAUACAUUUUUCUCUUCACUAAUAAACAAUUAACCUUUCAUUUAUA
Felis catus (domestic cat) is the source of this 1071-nucleotide messenger RNA. RefSeq names its product VPS29 retromer complex component (gene VPS29). NCBI's taxonomy places the organism in Eukaryota, Metazoa, Chordata, Mammalia, Carnivora, Felidae. Gene Ontology annotation, biological process: intracellular protein transport; retrograde transport, endosome to Golgi. Gene Ontology annotation, cellular component: endosome; retromer complex. Bases 142 to 702 code for a protein of 186 amino acids. The record is from RefSeq and is a predicted model, not a curated record. The transcript is spliced from 5 exons.